AUGACCAACAUGGAACGAGUACAGCGCCACACCACUCGAAUAGUUGCGCGAAUUCGUGGGAUCAGCUGUGAAGGUCGGCUCCAAGCACUUGAACUCUUCCCGGUUAGCUACACGAGACCAGUCGGGGAUUUGAUCUGUCUUUGGAAGAUUCUUCGGGACGAUCUGGAACCGGAACUGCGUGCUGUUUCCACUACAAAACUGCAACCGAACCCGCGGCCACGGGCUCAUUCUGCGGAAGCUGGAGUUGACGGGUCUUCCUUUGGUUUACCAUCUUUCUCGAAAGGCGACUACUGUGGAAUUCACUCCCGUCAGAAGAAGCCGAGGUGUAGAAUGAUGAGCGAUUCAAUCAACGCCUCGAUGAGCACUUGGGGAGACGGUGGCAACUUGCAGACAGCUGAGCGGGUUGUUAUCGGUACCGUCGAUGAAGAGGCUCAUACGGGGCGCGGCCCCUUGCCUUUUGUACAUGAAGAUCAGGUUAAUGUGCACAGGACUGACAAUCAAGCGUCCAGAUUCCUCCUGCAGUGUGCUCACAAAGUGUGCACCCACCACUGCGAAUUGCCUUGA
Molecule: messenger RNA, 564 nt
Organism: Echinostoma caproni
Lineage: Eukaryota; Metazoa; Platyhelminthes; Trematoda; Plagiorchiida; Echinostomatidae
Source: the annotation of a GenBank genome assembly